This is a messenger RNA of Carya illinoinensis, 1690 nucleotides long. RefSeq names its product protein MAEA homolog. Gene Ontology annotation, biological process: proteasome-mediated ubiquitin-dependent protein catabolic process. The transcript is spliced from 7 exons. Lineage: Eukaryota; Viridiplantae; Streptophyta; Magnoliopsida; Fagales; Juglandaceae. Gene Ontology annotation, cellular component: cytoplasm; nucleus; GID complex. Bases 33 to 1346 code for a protein of 437 amino acids. The record is from RefSeq and is a predicted model, not a curated record. Gene Ontology annotation, molecular function: ubiquitin protein ligase activity; protein binding.
CGGAAGCAAAAUGUGAAACGCGGUCGUUUCUAAUGUCCCGUCCUCCAGUACUUGUUAAACCUUUCCGUGUUCACUCGGCAAUCGCAAGAAAGCGUGCUGGUGUGGAAAUGGAUUAUCUUCCGAUCGGAACUGCAACCAGCACCACCGGCAGUCCGACCAGUUCAUUCUCCACGGCUCCUGCCCCACCCUCCUCAGAACUGGCCCACCUGACCGAGUCCCUAAAGCUGGAGCACCAGUUCAUGCGUGUCCCGUUCGAGCAAUACAAGAAGACGAUCCGAGCCGACAACCGCAUCUUCGAGAAGGAGAUGUCCGCUAUGAUCUCCAGCGUCUCCGAAUCCUCGGAUUCGGACGUUUCUACAGACGAAGCCAUUCAUAAUCUCAGCUCGCUGGCAUCCCGGCUUCAAGGGCUCAAAAGGAAGUUGGAAGAGGGAACUCGUAUAGGGAACUUGCAAGCACAGAAAUGCCGUGCUCGGGUGGAUCAUUUGGAGUUGGCAGAUGCUGAGAAUUUUCUGGAUUGGAAUAACACACGCUCGAAGCGGAUUCUCAUAGACUACAUGUUGCGAAUGUCAUACCACGACACUGCUGUGAAGCUGGCCGAAAGCAGCAAGAUACAGGAUCUUGUGGAUAUUGAGGUAUUCCAAGAAGCAAAAAAGGUAAUCAAUGCUCUUCAAAAUAAGAAGCUAGCUCCUGCCCUAGACUGGUAUGCUGAUAACAAGUCAAGGUUGAAGAAAUCCAAGAGCAAAUUUGAGUUCCAAUUAAGACUUCAAGAGUUCAUAGAGUUGGUGCGAGUUGAAAACAAGCUGGGAGCUAUAACAUAUGCACGGAAGUACCUUGCACCUUGGGGUGCCAUCCAUAUGAAAGAGUUGCAGAGGGUCAUGGCAACACUGGCCUUUAGAAGUAAUACCGAAUGUGCUACAUACAAGGUUUUAUUUGAACCCAAACAAUGGGAUUUCCUGGCGGAGCAAUUUAAACAGGAAUUCUGCAAAUUAUAUGGCAUGACACUUGAACCUUUGCUGAAUAUCUAUCUGCAAGCAGGCUUGUCAGCUCUAAAAACUCCAUACUGUUAUGAAGAUGAUUGCAGCAAGGAAGACCCUCUAUCGCAGGAUAGUUUUCGAAAACUAGCGAUGCCAUUACCAUACUCUAAGCAGAAUCACACGAAACUUGUUUGCAACAUAACAAAAGAGCUGAUGGACACAGAGAACCCUCCACAAGUUUUGCCUAAUGGCUAUGUUUACAGCACUAAGGCUCUCGAAGAAAUGGCCAAGAAAAACAAUGGUAAAAUCGCCUGUCCUAGGACAGGUUUGGUCUGCAACUACUCAGAUUUGGUUAAGGCGUACAUAUCAUAGAGGUCUACAUGUUCCGGCCUGUCUAGUGAAUCAAUUAUUUUAGGGAAAAAAUCUUGCAACGAUAUCUGUCUUUAUUGCAGUCAAGUUCAUCUUCUGUACAUGGUUCCUUUCUGCAAGAGGGAUGCCUUAUUGGUUUGUGUUGUGUUGGGGGACUUGCACAUACAUGCUCCGUACCGUUUAACAUAAAACUUAAAUAGUUAUAGAUAAAAUUAACGAUAAUUUAAUUUAAAAUAUAAAUUUUAUUUAUAUUUUAAAACUUUCAUGUUAAUUUAAUUCUAAGGUUUGUUUUCUCAUAUCCUUGUAGAAAUCUGAAAUGUAAUUUAAAAAACCAAGGAAUCUUUGAA